AACUGGUUUAGAGACUAGAAAACAAACAUGGCGGCUCCCUUCAAGAAAACAUCGGCCAGGCAUUUACAACCACGUGUUGAUGUGAAAACCACACCAGAUACCAUAUACUGGAAAAAUUUAGAUGUACCUGUGACAAAGAAAGAAUUUGGAGCAAUAACAGACAUUGGCUUUUGUCCAACAAAUCCUCAUUACUUUGCUGUUACCAACUCAACAAGGGUUCAAAUCUAUAGCCCCACCUCUCUACAAAUCCACAAGACCAUCAGUCGAUUUAAGGAGGUUGCUUACUCGGGCAGUUUCCGUAGUGAUGGUAAACUUUUGGUUGCUGGGGGCGAUGAGGGGUCAAUCCGUUUGUUUGAUGUGGACAGUAAAUCUCUUCUCAGGAUGUUCAAAGGGCAUAUUGGGGCUGUUCAUGUAACCAAGUUUUUGGCGGAUAAAACUCGGAUUUUUUCGGGCUCUGAUGACAAUAGUGUGUCAGUAUGGGACAUUCCAAGUGAAAGGGAGCUAUUGUCCUACAGAGAGCACCAGGAUUAUGUCCGUUGCGGUCUCGCCAGUACCUCCAGCCAAGACCUAAUUUUGACAGGCUCAUAUGACCACACAGUUAAGCUUUACGAUACUCGCAUGAACGAGUCCGUGAUGACGUUUCAACAUGGUCAUCCUAUAGAGAGCGUCCUGAUGUUUCCCAACGGGGGAAUUUGUCUGUCUGCAGGUGGAAACGUCAUCAAAGUGUGGGACCUUUUACAGGGAGGCCGUCUACUCACAUCAUUACGUCAUCAUCAUAAAACAGUGACGUCACUUUCUUUUUGCAAUAAUUUCACAAGAAUCCUCUCAGGUUCCGUAGACAGACAUAUAAAGAUUUUCGACAUUAGUACUUACAAAGUAGUACAUACCUUAGAUAUGCCAGGAACCGUCCUCAGUGCUGCAGUGUCGCCGAAUGAUGAUCUGCUGGUUGUGGGAAUGGCGGAAGGAUUAUUAUCAAUACAAAAAAGAAAACCUCCAAAAGAAGCAAAAACAAGAGCCAAACCCACUUACCGGUACAACCCUGCGGGGAAAACGUACCACCCACAAAAGGGCGACUUUGUUGUACUUCACAAGCGAAAAGAACAACUUGCAAGAUAUGACAAGUACUUUAAGAAAUUUGAAUUCACAAAAGCUUUGGAUUCCGCCAUGAAGAAUGGUGUUUGUUUGCGAUCACCCGAGGUCACAGUCCGAGUCCUACAGGAACUGAUGAAGAAAGGGGCUAUCAAAGCAGCAUUAGCAUGUCGUAGUGAUUUGUCUGUAGGGUACAUCAUUCAAUUCAUAAAGAGAAAUAUCAGUAAACCAUCUUUUCAACGAGUUCUAUUAGAUGUCGCCAAUUUAGUACUAGAUUUAUAUGCUGACCAGGUCGGACAGAGUCCGGUAAUGGACUGCCAGCUGACGGAACUCAGAGAGACUGUAGAACAGGAAGUGAAUUAUAUGACAGAACUCAGUGAAGUUAUGGGAAUGCUUGAUACGGUGUUUGCCGCGGCUGCCAUGAAAACGAACACUACGUCACCAGAGUCUGCGUAUUCAAUGACACCCUCUGCUGUGGCACAAGCGACUGAUAUUUAGCAAUAAACAAAUUUGAAAUUA
Molecule: messenger RNA, 1608 nt
Organism: Ostrea edulis (European flat oyster)
Lineage: Eukaryota; Metazoa; Mollusca; Bivalvia; Ostreida; Ostreidae
Product: U3 small nucleolar RNA-associated protein 15 homolog
Exons: 13
Coding region: 28-1587 (519 amino acids)
Biological process (GO): positive regulation of transcription by RNA polymerase I; rRNA processing
Cellular component (GO): nucleolus
Molecular function (GO): protein binding
Source: RefSeq, a predicted model, not a curated record